AGGAAGGCCAAGUGCUCAGUGAUCAUUACAAGUUACUUCCAGUUGACCUGCGUGAUAUACCAAAAUUAAGAGAUGUUAUAUCCUUUGCAGAUAUGGAUCCAAGUCUGCCGACAUUUAUUAUUGCAGAAUGUGUUUUGAUUUAUCUGGACCCCGUUUCAAGCCGUGCCAUCGUCAAUUGGGCCUCAAAAAUGUUUACUACUGCAGUAUUUUUCUUAUAUGAGCAGAUCCAUCCAGAUGAUGCAUUUGGACAUCAAAUGAUUAGAAAUUUGGAGAGUCGGGGGUGUGCACUCUUAAGCAUUGAUGCAUCACCAACUUUACUUGCAAAGGAGAGAUUGUUUCUUGACAACGGAUGGCAGAGGGCUGUUGCCUGGGACAUGCUAAAAGUGUAUGGUAGUUUUGUUGAUACUCAAGAAAAACGCAGGAUCGAGCGAUUGGAGUUGUUUGACGAAUUUGAAGAGUGGCACAUGAUGCAGGAACAUUACUGCGUCGCAUAUGCUGUCAAUGACGCAGUGGGAAUAUUUGGAGAUUUCGGUUUCACAAGAGAAGGGGGCAGUGAAAGUGAAAGCAUGAGCAUCUCAUCAGCAUCAUCACCCUGAAAAAGGAGGAGAGUUUUGUAUUGCAUGGGAUCCCCGGAAAUUGCUGCAACUGGUACAUUAGUUUAAACCUAUUUCUCAGUUGGUGG
Camelina sativa (false flax) is the source of this 682-nucleotide messenger RNA. Lineage: Eukaryota; Viridiplantae; Streptophyta; Magnoliopsida; Brassicales; Brassicaceae. The record is from RefSeq and is a predicted model, not a curated record.